Leptinotarsa decemlineata (Colorado potato beetle) is the source of this 1300-nucleotide messenger RNA. It is a transcript of the gene nej, whose product is annotated as CREB binding protein nejire. Gene Ontology annotation, biological process: positive regulation of transcription by RNA polymerase II. The record is from RefSeq and is a predicted model, not a curated record. Gene Ontology annotation, cellular component: histone acetyltransferase complex; nucleus; transcription regulator complex. Gene Ontology annotation, molecular function: chromatin DNA binding; protein binding; histone acetyltransferase activity. Lineage: Eukaryota; Metazoa; Arthropoda; Insecta; Coleoptera; Chrysomelidae.
UUCAUCCCUGGAAGAAAAUGAGGUGGGUCCUGAUGGAAAGAAAAAAGGACAGAAAAAGGCUAAAAAGAACACAAAAUCGAAGGCAAAUCAAAGAAAAAAUAGUAAGAAAUCAAAUGCUCCUCAAAAUGGUAAUGAUUUGUCUGCAAAAAUAUUUGCCACAAUGGAAAAGCAUAAAGAAGUAUUCUUCGUUAUUAGAUUACAUUCUGUUCAAUCAGCUGCCAGCUUGAAGCCAAUUCAAGACCCUGAUCCUUUUAUCAACUGUGAUCUCAUGGACGGACGGGACGCGUUUUUAACGCUUGCCCGGGAAAAACAUUACGAGUUUUCAUCUUUAAGACGAGCAAAAUACAGCACAAUGUCCAUGCUGUAUGAAUUACAUAACCAAGGACAAGAUAAAUUUGUAUAUACUUGCAACAACUGUAAAGCACAUGUGGAAACUAGAUAUCAUUGUACAUUUUGUGAAGAUUUUGACUUGUGCAUUCAUUGUUAUGAGAAAGAUGGCCAUCCUCAUAAGAUGGUGAAACUUGGGUUAGACAUAGACGAUGGCAGUUCGCCAACAGACAGCAAAGCCAAUCCUGGCGAAGCAAGAAAAUUGUCUAUUCAGCGGUGUAUUCAGUCAUUGGUGCACGCUUGUCAAUGCCGAGAUGCAAACUGCCGUUUGCCAAGCUGUCAGAAGAUGAAACGUGUGGUAACGCAUACGAAGGUGUGCAAAAGAAAAACGAACGGAGGUUGCCCUAUUUGUAAACAACUUAUUGCACUGUGUUGUUAUCACGCUAAACACUGCCAAGAAACCAAAUGCCCCGUCCCAUUCUGUUCGAAUAUAAAACACAAGCUCAAACAACAACAGUUACAACAGAGAUUGCAACAAGCACAAUUGCUCAGAAGGAGGAUGGCAGUAAUGUCCAAGACAAACUCGACAAAUGCUCUUCCUUGUGCUACCAAUGUGCCAAUGAGUGGAGGCGUGGUGCAGUCAGUACUGCCAGGUUCGGUUAGUCCUGCUAGCACUAUGAAUACUGGUUUACCCAAUCCAUCAAUGGGUAUUCAAGCUCCACAUCAAGCAGGUAUUGGUUCGAAGCCAGGUACACAUACCCCACCAGCGAAUGUACUUCAAGUCGUCAAACAAGUGCAAGAGGAAGCUGCUAGGCAACAAGCUCCACAUGUCGGUUAUGGCAAAGUCACUCCUAAUCAGGUUCCUGGACAAAGUAUGCCUCCUCCACAAAUAAGAAACAUGGGCCAUUUGGGAGCAGGACAAGAAUUUCUCGAGCACUUCGACAGUUACCUCACUGCCUUGAUACCGCAGUAG